Messenger RNA from Strigops habroptila (Kakapo), 3939 nucleotides. It is a transcript of the gene KCTD6, whose product is annotated as potassium channel tetramerization domain containing 6. The record is from RefSeq and is a predicted model, not a curated record. Gene Ontology annotation, biological process: protein homooligomerization. The coding region runs from base 2541 to 3254 and encodes 237 amino acids. NCBI's taxonomy places the organism in Eukaryota, Metazoa, Chordata, Aves, Psittaciformes, Psittacidae. Gene Ontology annotation, molecular function: protein binding. The transcript has 3 exons.
GCGGUUUGUCUGGCUGAAUUUCAUCUUACAUGACUAUUUCUUAUGGUUAUUAAAGGCAGGUUGUGUUGGGAUAUGGCUGUGUGUCAUCUCUUAUCUGCUGUCUGGACAUGAGUAGCCACAUUAGUGAAGCUGUCCCUGGGUGCACUGUGGUGCUGUCUGACACAGGGACAAGAGCUGGCCUGAGGCUGUGCAUCCCAGGGCACGGAUGGAGUGUGCCCACCCCCACAGAUGCACCACAUUUCAUUCAGGAAGAACAUCAAGCAUCGUUGGAAAGGUGUACAUCAGGAAGGAUGCACGUCCUUAUCCUUCUGGUGACAUGCGGUGCUAGUCCUUACCUCGGGUUGCACCCGAACAGAGUUAUUUUUGCCUGUAAAGUUGUCUAGAAAUUCAGAGCUCCCAGGCAGAUGAGGGAAGUUGUGAUCACACUCAAGCAUUUUAGGGAGGCCUCCUGGUGUCAUCCCCUUGCAUUGUGUGUCCCGCUCCAGCACAGGCUUUGCCAGGGAGGUUUGUGUGUGCCCAGUGAUUCCGGGUCCUUACGCAAAGGUAGUGAAGGUUUCUCAGUGCCACUCCUAUGUCGAGAGCUGGGUUUGCUUCAGCAAACUGCUUGUAAAUUAUUCACUCCAAUGUUACGUAGCAGUGCUGUGAUCAAAGAUUAGUUCAUGCCUCCAUACAGUAUCAUCUGUUUCUUGCCCUGAUAGUCUUGAUUCAUCUGUAGGGUGGAUUUAGAUGCUGACCAAAAUAACAUAACUGAUGGGCAUCUGUCUGUGAAAUAUUCUGAUUAUGUAAUUGCAGUUAAUUUUAUUAACACUGCAGAUCUCCUCUAUCAUGAUGACUAGGGAAGUUUCUGGCUGGCUGCAUCAGUUCACUUUCAAGUGAAUGUUGCUUUGACUGUCAGAAGCGUGGACCAGUCUCUCCUAUGGUUUUAAUGCAUCUAUGUGUUACACUGGUGGUGUGCUUGACCAGAAUAACACCUGGAAGUGCUGGAAUUGAAAAGGCAUGGGCUACUGAUAAAAGUUCAUGGGCUGUACUUGAAUGACAAUCCCAAGUAAAGAAAACCUGAAUGAAUUCACUUCUUGAUUUGUGAGCAGUUUAAAUAAUGUAAUUACAGAGGUUGGCAAAAGAGCUGGCAUUCCAGGUUUAUCUGCUGUUGGGCUGUGCUUUAAUGUACCUUCUUGAGGCAUGCUCUGUCUCUAAUUUGUUAAAAUAGGAUCCUGGUAUGACUAGUUCUGUAUCUGACUAUUCCUUAGUCUUCUGUUGUCUCACCUCAUGAUUUUCAUACAGUGAUUUGGGUUUUUCUACUCUUUAAUACAUCUGAGGCUGUGCUCGUGCUGCCGGCCCCUGAAGGCUGGACCUGCUGGACCCUGUUGUAUCCAGGCUGUGGGUUUAGAUGGGAUAACACAGCCCAGAGAGGUGGGAUGUGCUGCCUUGUCGUCUGGUGAAUGAGGCCAGCCUGGUUUGCUAGGAAUGAGGAUGGCAAGUCAUCUUUUUGGUUGGGAACUAACUGUGAACCUUCAGUUGGUUUGGAAUGUAGGGCUCUGGCUUGGCUCGAUCUUUGUGCUGCUUUUAGCUGGGUGGCUGUGUGUUGAAGUUUGCUAGUAAAGAGGAUGGAAGCAGAAGUCUUGGUAACUGUGUGGUCUGUAAGAUGUAAAAAUAAACAAAGCUGAGAAGCUGUACCCUACUUAAAACAGACUGACCUAAAUUUCCAGCAAUUCUAGCAGCGAGGCAGGCUCUGGGUAGGGAUAAAGGCUUAUUAGUGACUGGCUUCUGGUCUGUUCAUCACUUGACAUGGUUGGCAGGCCACCUUUGGAAAACCUCCACUGGUGUCUGGAGUCAUUCACUCCCCACCUCAAGUUGCACAACCCAGGCUGUGGAUUUCCCUUGGUGUGCUUGUGUGGAGAGAGUCCCCUUGUUAUGCAAGUCAGCAGUUCAGGGACAGGGAAGUCAGAGCUUGAACCACUUCUCAAAUUGCUCUUGUUGGGGCGUUGUUGAAAACAUGUUUGAUGUCCUGUGGCUUGUCCCUGAAGAGGUUUCUUUUGAGGGUGUGUGUAUGUCUGUGAAGUCCAUUCAUAUUGUAGUUUAAUGUUCUUGCUAUCAAUUGCAGUUCUCCACUGCUGAAUUAUUAAUUCUACAGAGAUAUUUUUUUUGCUUCUUGCUGUUCAUUGACUUUCAUGCUUGAUUUAUUCUUCUGUGCAGUUUAAAACCGGAGCAUGGGAGUUCUGACAAUAUUAACAGCUCACAUGUAUGACCAGUGGUGGCUAAAUCAACUUUUUUAAUUGGGAAAAGGACAUCUGUCUUUCAAAGUACUCACAGUUUCCCAGGUGGAAGGCAGUCUGGGAAUGUCUGUUAUCCUCAGAAGCAGAUUGCUUGUCAUUUAACAAAACUGGGAUGGUCAGACAGCCGGUAGAGUGAUUACCCAUGUGCUCUGGAGGCAGUCCUGUGGGUAGCAUGAAGGGAGAAGGGAGAUAAGAGGAGGUGAAUCGUGUACGCUUCCAGCAGCCUUCUGUUAAACUUGGAAUACCACAGUUCAAGCAAUUGAACAGAUGGAUAAUGGAGACUGGGGAUAUAUGAUGACUGAUCCAGUCACGCUAAAUGUGGGUGGACACAUGUAUACGACAUCCCUCACAACUCUAACGAGAUAUCCUGACUCAAUGCUUGGGGCCAUGUUCAGGGGAGACUUCCCCACUGCCAGGGACUCUCAGGGCAAUUACUUUAUUGACAGAGAUGGACCACUUUUCCGUUAUGUUCUUAACUUUUUAAGGACCUCAGAGCUCACUUUGCCACUGGACUUCAAGGAGUUCGACCUGCUGCGGAAGGAAGCGGACUUCUAUCAGAUAGAACCACUCAUUCAGUGUCUUAAUGACCCCAAACCGCUGUAUCCCGUGGAUACCUUUGAGGAGGUGGUGGAGCUGUCCAGCACCCGGAAGCUUUCCAAGUACUCCAACCCGGUGGCUGUAAUCAUCACACAGCUCACUAUCACCACAAAAGUCCAUUCGUUACUGGAAGGUAUUUCAAACCACUUCACAAAGUGGAAUAAGCAUAUGAUGGACACCAGGGACUGCCAGGUUUCCUUCACUUUUGGGCCAUGCGAUUACCACCAGGAAGUGUCGCUCAGAGUCCACCUCAUGGAGUACAUCACAAAGCAAGGCUUCACGAUCAGGAAUACCAGAGUUCAUCACAUGAGCGAGCGGGCCAACGAGAACACAGUGGAGCAUAACUGGACUUUCUGUAGACUGGCACGGAAAACAGAUGACUGAUUCUGGCUCCCCAGGAGCCACUUCAGUGAUUAGCAACUUAACUGGACACUAAUCCCAAGAGAGUCUGGAUUUUGACUAAAGCAACAAUGUGGGCUUUUUUUUAUACGACUAUUUAUUGUUUCUCUGUAAGGACUGGAGGAGUUUCCUUCUCUAGCAGCUCUGUCCUUUUGUCCUGUUCUGAAAAGAAAACCGUGCAUGUGCCUGUUCAGUCAAGACACCUUUUUUGUUUGAAAGAGGGAGUCCGAAGAAUUAGUCCAAUAGGGUAUUUUAUGUCAUUAACACAAUUCUCUGACUCAAAGUGCUAAAAUUACCUCUGUUUAAAUGGUUUCUAAUCCAUCUAACGCGAUGACACUGGGAGCAAGAAACAAAAAAGAAUUUAAAAUGCAGUUGGGGAAAAGCUGCUAUCAUGUAGACUAAUUUAGUUUCUAAAUCAAUAAACAGUAUUGUAAUAUUCUAGGAAAACAAAUCCCCCCUUUUAAAAGUACUUGAUAAGUACAGUUUCUUACAGUUAUGACAACUGUUUCUUUCUAUGCAUAUAAAUCAAGCAACCAAAUAUUAUCUGUAGCCAUGGAAAUAUGAUUAGAAAUAUUUAUAUUGGAUUCUAAAUGCAAAAUGUCCCUGUGGUAGAAUUCAUAUUUUUAAUGCCUGGUGCAAUAUUAUUCCCAAGUGUAAUGCCUGCCAGCAA